This is a messenger RNA of Exophiala spinifera, 1155 nucleotides long. RefSeq lists its product as uncharacterized. The record is from RefSeq and is a predicted model, not a curated record. The transcript is spliced from 2 exons. NCBI's taxonomy places the organism in Eukaryota, Fungi, Ascomycota, Eurotiomycetes, Chaetothyriales, Herpotrichiellaceae. The coding region runs from base 1 to 1155 and encodes 384 amino acids.
AUGUUGGCCUUGACAUCUCCGAUCAACAACAUACCUUCGACCUAUACCUCGGGACUUGCUCCCGGGAUUCGAUUUGCUCUUGAUCUUACCGACGGCAAUAUAAGCAUGUCUGAACUUGGUGAUUUUCAAUUUUCGAAGCCGGGGGAAACCGCUUCAUCGAGACCACUGGUCGACGGGUCUUCGUCCAGAUACACUCCAUGGUCAACGUCCACGUACGACCCUUUCGCGGGAGACACGAACGCGCGCAUGUCUCCUGGCCCAGCGGAAAGACUGCGACAGAGGUUGCCACCUGAGAUACACGGCGCAACCCGUUCCACGGGCCCAUCUGCUGUGGGUGACCCGUUUCGACCUCUCUCUUUGGGAUCACAAUCGUCUGCUUUCAUGCCCGAUUCAAGUUCUUUCCAACUCGCUGCACAGCCACCGAGGUCGAAUCCAGAAGACAUGGCCUUGCGACGACGAAGUCAGGACAGCUACAGUUUCCAAACCGGAUCCCCAACCAGUCAAGGCUACGGUGAUUUCGAAUUCGAAACACAGAAUCGCCGUGGCGGGGACGUAGGCAGGGCGACUAGAUACCACACACGCAGGCGACCCUUUAACCAAGACGAAUUUGAUGGCCCAUCACAGUUACUGCCUCUGCCAGUGCCUCAACAAGAGCAUGCCCGUUCCCAGGCCCUUCCCACCCUCCCUGUCCACCUGAGCAUUGAGGAGCAGGACGAAAUCACCAUGCGGGUCAAUGACAUUUUGUCUCGGUGCGCCUUCCACUUUGUGGCAAAGUACCAGUUUCCUAUUCCCCUUGAACGUGACAAACCUCGAGUUCGGACGCCCGCCGAUAGAGAGUGGACGGAGUGGGCUUAUCUGCUGAAGAGGCUCGCUACCAAGAGAAGAAUACCUGCUCGAGUGCUCUACGACAAUCAGAUCAAACAGUUUGUCACGACGUUGGAAAACUCCAUUGCAGUCAGACAGAACAACAAAGACCAACAGCCAAGAACUCCAAAGGACGACCGAUACAUGUUGCAACUUGUUAGUGCAGGCACGCAAGUUGCGAAGAUUUUAAUGGAUUCCUUGUCUAUGGAACAGCUUGAUGCUCUCUACAGGCAGACUGAGAGCGUAAUCCUAGAGAGGAGAGCAACAUUUGGAGGCUUUGGCUUCCAAUAG